CCGCAUUCCCCCCCAGAUCUCUCCCCCAGACAUCGAUUAAUCAACCUUGUCUAGACCUUCGACACCCUUCCUCCUCUCGACCGCAACCAUGAGCAAGACAAUUUUGAUCCUCGGUGCCUCCUACGCUGGCCUUGCCACUGCCCACAUACUCCUGAAGAAGACUCUCCCCACUCUGAAGGACUACAAGGUCGUCCUAGUGUCUCCAACAACUCAUAUGUACUGGAACCUUGCUUCGCCUCGAGCCAUCGUCCCAGGCCAAUUCGGAGAUGAGAAGGUUUUCGGAGAUAUCGAAUCUGGAUUCAAGAAAUACCCAGCGGGCUCCUUCGAAUUCAUCGUCGGCACCGCUUCGAGCCUCGACCCUGAAACCAAAGCCGUUUCCAUCACCACCGCAGCUGGCGAGACGAGACAAGCCUACGAUGUAUUGGUCCUAGCAACAGGUACACGAACAAUCGGCGACCUGCCAUGGAAGAGCUCCGUGAAAGGCUACGAGGCCACCAAGGAAAUCCUGCAUAAAUAUCGCGACCAAGUUAAGACUGCGAAGUCCAUCGUUCUAGGAGGAGGUGGGCCCACGGGUGCCGAAACCGCUGGGGAGUUGGGAUUUGAAUUCCGGAAAUCCAAGGAGAUCACGCUCAUCACUUCGGCCCCCGAGCUCUGCGCCGACAGCCUCCCCGUCAACAUCGCAAAGGUCGCCGAGAAGGAACUCCAGAAACUGCACGUCAAGAUCGUCAAGGGCGUCAAGAUCACCGGUGUCAAGCCCACCGAAGAUGGAAAGACAGAACUCACCCUCGACAAUGGCGAGACCAAGAUCACCGAUCUGUACCUCCCCACCGUCGGUGUCCUGCCCAAUAGCGAAUAUGUCCCCAAAGCUCUCCUGAACGAAAAGGGAUAUGUGAUCGUCGACCAGCAUCUGCGCGUCAAGAACGCUACGGAUAUCUGGGCCGCCGGCGACAUCAUCGACAUUGAGCCUUCCCAGCUCGUCUAUUGCGAGAAGCAGGCUACAGCUCUAGCCAAGAACCUAGAUCUGACUCUCAAGGGCAAGGAACCCGUACCUUACAAGACCGGCGGCGACCGCGUUCUGGGCCUUACUCUCGGCCGCAGCAAAGCCACCGGCCGCGCAGGCAACAAGAAGAUCCCAAGUUUCAUCAUCUGGUUCCUGAAGGGUCGUACCUUGGGAACUCAGAAUCUACCUGCUUAUAUCAGCGGUAGCAAAUUCUAGACCCCCCAUCCGUGAUUCGUGUGGGAGA
Amorphotheca resinae ATCC 22711 is the source of this 1244-nucleotide messenger RNA. RefSeq lists its product as hypothetical. The transcript has 6 exons. The record is from RefSeq and is a predicted model, not a curated record. Lineage: Eukaryota; Fungi; Ascomycota; Leotiomycetes; Helotiales; Amorphothecaceae. Gene Ontology annotation, molecular function: flavin adenine dinucleotide binding; electron-transferring-flavoprotein dehydrogenase activity. Bases 89 to 1216 code for a protein of 375 amino acids. Gene Ontology annotation, cellular component: cytoplasm.